AUGUUAUUCGAUACUUUGAAGCUCGUUGCCUUGGUCUCGCCGGUGGUGAGCGCUUCGGCCACCACCUACCAGGCGAAUGCGGAGGCUGCUUUCAACACCUUGCAACAAUGGUACAACCGGGACACCGGGCUCUGGAAUACCACGGGCUGGUGGAACAGUGCCAACUGCCUCACGACCAUUGGGAAUCUCGCCGCCGUGGAUGAAAGUGUCAAGGCCAACGCCACGGACAUCUUCUCCAACACCCUCACUCAGGCACAGAGGUUUAACCUACAGCAGACCAAGGUCAUCACCCAAGACUUCAACAUGCUCACCGUUCACGCGUCGAAUGUACCGACCGGGCAGUUCUCGGUGCUCGCGGUUACCGAGCCCAAAGGAUUCCUGAACGGGUUCUAUGACGACGAGGGCUGGUGGGCCUUGGGCUGGAUCCAAGCAUUCGAUGUCACAGGAAACCAGGACUACAUCAACACCGCCGUGAACAUCUUCAACGACAUGAAGAACGGCACGGCAGCCAAGUGCGGCGGCGGCAUCUGGUGGGACAAGAAACAGACGUACGUCAACGCCAUUGCCAACGAGCUCUACCUCAGCGUCGCCGCGCACCUCGCCAACCGGAUCCCCGACCAGAAGGAGAUGUACCUCGACACGGCCACGGAUCAGUGGGACUGGUUCCAGUCGUCGGGCAUGAUCAACGCCCAGAACACCAUCAACGACGGCCUCGACGACAGCUGCGCGAACAACAACGGCACCGUCUGGUCCUACAACCAGGGCGUGAUCCUCGGCGCGCUGGUCGAGCUCGACAAGGCCUCGCCGAACGCCACGUACCUGGCGAAGGCGCGCUCCAUCGCCACCGCCGCCAUGGGCGCCCUCUCCACCAACGGCGUCCUGCACGACCCGUGCGAGCCCAACUGCGGCGCCGACGGGAACCAGUUCAAGGGCAUCUUCAUGCGCAACCUCCAGAUGCUGCACGCCGCCAGCCCCGACAACGCCUACCUGGACUUCAUCGCCGCCAACGCGGUCAGCAUCUGGGACAAGAACCGGAGCCCCGGCGACGGCGGCAGCAUGCUGAGCGUCGACUGGGACGGCCCGUUCGUGAGUGUGGCGAACGCGAGCACGCAGAGCUCGGCGCUGGAUGCGCUCGUGGCGGCGACGGCCUUCCAGGGGAACCUGACGAACGGCGUCACGGGGAUUGUGUCGGGUUAA
Drepanopeziza brunnea f. sp. 'multigermtubi' MB_m1 is the source of this 1197-nucleotide messenger RNA. RefSeq lists its product as uncharacterized. Gene Ontology annotation, biological process: carbohydrate metabolic process. The record is from RefSeq and is a predicted model, not a curated record. Lineage: Eukaryota; Fungi; Ascomycota; Leotiomycetes; Helotiales; Drepanopezizaceae.